UAAUAAUGUUUUUUAGAUGAACAUUCAAAUGUUUUAGGGUGUUUUUGGACAUGGUUCACCCCUGCAGUUCUCAUGUGGUAUGUUCCGUGUUGCCGCGGGAUUUAGUUGAAUCAGUCAGAAUCGUAAAGUCGCAGCGUUUACCUUCAGAAGAACAUUAAAUAGAUUGAGGAAGAUAAUGGAGCAGAAAUAUGAGGAAGAGAUCCAGAUGCUCCAGCAGGAAAUUGAAAUGCUGGAGGCUGAACAGGAGGAGACUUUACGGUCCAUUUUCAUAGAGCACGGAGAUCGACUACAGCGGGAACUAAAGUCAGUCUAUGAGGAAAGAGGAGGAGCACAAAAACACACUCUUUCAAAGCUGAUCACAGAAGUCAGAGAGCUGGAAAAAAAACUGAGACGACAGACAGAAAUCAAUGGGAUCGCUAUAAAUGAGUGUUUUGUGAAGACAUUGCACAAAAGUGAAAGAAAACUUGUACAGCAGCUCAGACUUGCAGGUCACUGCAGUGUACUUUUGUUCCAGGUUGAAUUUGCAGUGACUGAGAUUCAGGAGGAUGAUGCACUGCUCAGGAGAGUUACAGAACUAAAUAUCGUUGUGGAUGGUGUUGAUUUCAAAGAUUUCUCCGCAUUUGUGUCCAGAGUGGAGGACACAAAAGAUCUUCUCUUGUUCUUCAGGACCUUGAGGACGUUCUCUGAGAGAUCUGAGGAGAGGCGUCAAACGUUUCAGCACUUUCAGGAGAAGUACCCAGACGUGGUCAGCCUUCCAGAGGGAUGCCGAUCCGAGCUCAUGAUUAUAAGAAGUCCUCAACUUCCAGGGAUCUCCAUGACCAUAUUCUGGAAGAUCGAUGUGUCCAUGGAAGGAGUGGUAAAGCCAUCGCUCGAGCUCCUGCUGAAAAUGCCAGACCAGGCUCGGGAGUUUGACACCAAAAAAGUGAUGGAAAACGGCUCGGAUUACUUUCAGAGCCUUCUGCGGGUUCUCGGGGCGGAAGCAUCUAUCGAGGGCUUGAUAAGAACUGUGUGUUUGUGAGAAGUCAAGAAAUAAGCCAACG
Molecule: messenger RNA, 1040 nt
Organism: Onychostoma macrolepis
Lineage: Eukaryota; Metazoa; Chordata; Actinopteri; Cypriniformes; Cyprinidae
Gene: cenpp
Product: centromere protein P
Exons: 9
Coding region: 176-1018 (280 amino acids)
Biological process (GO): CENP-A containing chromatin assembly
Cellular component (GO): nucleus; chromosome, centromeric region
Source: RefSeq, a predicted model, not a curated record